UUUAGCAUCCACACUGGAUGUCUCAGUCAAUAUUCCGGAGCCUUUGCUCUCUGAUGCCCAGCUCUCUGACUCUAACGUACUGAUGGUCACCGUGGAAACAGCAUAUUCCGUCCCUGAGGUCUGGAAUCCUGUAUCCGCUCCUCCAUGCAGCUAUGUGGCUGCCCUGCAGAUGCCCCUUAUUGCUGAUAAAGAGGAAGUGUUGUUGUUCUCUAAUGGCACCUUAAAAAUGGGUGGCGAGAGGGAGCCAGUGCCAAGACCUAUCAAAUGGCCUUUGGGGCCCCUUAUUGCCACAAGGGCCGAGGUCAUGCAGGGUUACUCCAUCGACGAAGAACCCGAUGACCUGGAGCAUGGAGAUCUUACCGCCAUUGAGGACACAGAUUUCAGAAUAGAUGCAGAGUGUUACAGGAAAAGGGUGAGCUGGGAUACAGCACGUCGUUGCUUCAUUGAUGCAGGGGGUGUGGCAUGUCUGUCCCGGAGAAUUGCAGAAUGCAGACUGUGGCCCAUCGAGAUCAUGAGAGCUCCUCAAAUAGUACCAACCAAAGCUGGGAAGACAAGCAAAGACAAGCUGGGGGAGGAUGAGAUCCAGAUUUCUUUCCAUGGAGUGGUAUAUGUGGAUCUGGUGCCGUUGUUGUACCCUGGAGUACAACGUAUACACGGGGUGUACAGAAUCUACCCGUUUUAUGAGUCUGAUCUACUGACUAAAACUCAAAGGACACACAGUAUUCUGAAAGAGUACAGCCGAGCACCAGCAGCUCUGGGUCGAACUCAAGCCACGUCCUCUGUCAGCUCCAUAAAGGUGCUUCAGAAUAUAAUAUCUGAGACCCAAAAAGGAAACAAAGACGCUUCUAGAAUGCCGGGUUCUCAGGGUAAACCUGCUCAGACCGACAGUCAGGCUGAUCUGGAGGUACAGGUGAACACAGAGGGAGAGAUGUACGUGGAUUCAAAAUCAUACUUUGUUGUUGAAAUCUCUUUGGAAAAACCGCUGGUUCCAAAAAGACCACCGGAGGAGCUGGCCAAACGUGUGAUGGAGUUGGUUCCUCCCAGACCUGCUCUACCUCGACGCCCUGCAGGAGCAGAGAGAGCGGUGCAUGAAUAUCAAUCUCAGAUAGCGAGUGUGGCCACUCAGGUGUUGGAUCAGUACCAGCAGAUGUUCGGGGCAGCAUUUGUGCCUGAUGGGAAACCUUUGGAUCCCGCCCAGCAACAACAGCGCAAAACUCAGCUGAUCGCUGAACUCAACUGCUCCGGAAAAUACUUUGCCUUUAAGGAACAGAUGAAGUACUCUGUGGUGCGGAUCGUAAGAGAGAAGAUGUUGAGGACAGAAGCCUUCUCAGAUCCCGAGCAGUUGCAGGCGUUCUUGAGUCAACUCUACGUGUUCCUGGUGGAUGAGAUGCAUGCUGCCCUCAAUAAGACUCUGUCAGUGGACUCUCAAGACACACAUCAUGAAGCUUUGCUGAAUUGUUCUCAACUCAAACACUUCGCCAAAGAGGCCGAACUCAACACUGACUACCAGCUGGCUGCACAGUAUUAUCAGGAGCGUCUGGUUCGAGACCGCAGCGAUCCAUCUCACUGGUUUGAUUACGGAGUGUUUCACAUGCUGACUGCUGAACACCUGAAAGCCGAGGAGUGUUUUCAACAGGCCUUAUCUGUUGAUCAAACACACACACCGAGUUUGCUCAUGUGUGGUGUACUAUCAGAAAUGAGUGGACACUAUGGCGAUGCCGAAACCUUCUUUGAAAGAGCGACUUGUGUUGAACCGAGUAAUGUGGUCGCCUGGACUUUAUUUGGUGUGUUCUGCCAGUCUCAGGAGAAGUCCAUUCAGGCCGAGAUGGCGUUUCUGGAGGCCAAUAAGCAGCUUAGUUCAGUCCUGCGGAGUGGCACAGUGAGUAGACCAGAGAAAACCACUGAUAAUCAAACUCAAUCUCAGUCUGGUGAGAUGAAAGACCAGGGAGAUGAAACCAGUGAGACUGCAGCUAGCAAAACAGAAAAGACAGGUGCUGAUACAGAUGCAGACAUUGAAGAUCACAGGCCACAGAUCAGCUGGGAGAGUAAAGAGAGAGCACAACACAAAACUUCCUCCUCCAGUCUCAAAACCACUAUCUUCAUGGAGACAGUGCAGUUUCUUCUGCAGAGUUACGCCUUACAGAUGGCACAGCGGGCAUUGGCUCUAGAGCUGCUGUCUCCAGACAGAGGAACCAACAGCUUGUUUCAUCUCGCACUCGCUCAACUCCAGCUGCUGAGAGGAGAACACGACAGCGCUGAAGACAGCUUGAGAGAGGCAUUGAGUGACGACAUCCAGAAUCCAGAUAUAUGGGCGCUGUGGGGUCACCUACACUAUGUGAGGGGUGAUUAUAUUCAGGCUCAGAGCUGCUAUGAACGGACGCUGGAAUCUGUGCUGGAUGCAUCAGACACACACUCCAUAUGCCUGCGUCUGGGCUUCAUCUACAUACAGGAUGGAGAAUAUGAAAAAGCCAAAAGAGUAUUCCUGCGUGCCUGCAAAAGCUCUCCAUCAUGUCUCACUUGGCUCGGGCUGGGAAUCGCCUGCUAUAGACUAGAGGAACUAACAGAGGCUGAGGAGGCAUUGACUGAAGCCAACACACUCAAUAACAGGAAUCCAGAGGUGUGGGGUUACCUGUCUCUAGUGUGUUUACAGACUGGCCGAAAACUCGAGGCAGAGCAGUCAUAUAAAUAUGCUAUAAAGAUGGAUUUACAGAAAGAAUCUCUUCUACAGGAGAUCCGAGAGCUGCAGACACGUGUUGGAUUUGGAAACCCUUGCUUUUAAUUAUAUUAUUUUAAUUUCAUUCAGAUAACUGUUUGAGUAAUUUUCAACAGUAAAGAGUUUAAUUGUUAUGUUCCUAAUAAAAUAAAAAUACAAUUUAUU
Messenger RNA from Myxocyprinus asiaticus (Chinese sucker), 2878 nucleotides. RefSeq names its product cilia and flagella associated protein 70 (gene cfap70). Gene Ontology annotation, biological process: cilium assembly; cilium movement. Gene Ontology annotation, molecular function: protein binding. NCBI's taxonomy places the organism in Eukaryota, Metazoa, Chordata, Actinopteri, Cypriniformes, Catostomidae. The coding region runs from base 83 to 2779 and encodes 898 amino acids. The transcript is spliced from 23 exons. Gene Ontology annotation, cellular component: motile cilium; extracellular exosome. The record is from RefSeq and is a predicted model, not a curated record.